Stylophora pistillata is the source of this 1336-nucleotide messenger RNA. RefSeq names its product ephrin-A1-like. Lineage: Eukaryota; Metazoa; Cnidaria; Anthozoa; Scleractinia; Pocilloporidae. The record is from RefSeq and is a predicted model, not a curated record.
UGUUUGCAUCAAAAUGGUUCGUACUUCAAUUAUCAUGCUUCUGGCCAUUACCUACAUCGACGACAAACUACGUUCUCUCGUAAGAGGGGCAGUCGUUUACCCAUCAUUGCAAUGGAACUACCGGAAUCCUAAAUUUCAAGAGGGAAGCUUGCAUUUCAGUGUUCUGCCAGGAUCAAAACUAAACAUCAUAUGCCCUCAUGUAGCAGUAUCCUUUGUAGAUACAGAUGAUACAGAUAGUAUGCUUUACUAUGAAAACAUUUGGCAAGUGGACAACACAAGCUAUCAGACUUGUAAUGUUAAUACUAGCAUAGCUGAGAACAAGAUUGUCCUAAAGUGUGCUGAUCCCCGCAAGAUGCAUUUUACAACGAUAGUCUUUCAGCGUUUCAGUGCCGCUAAUUCCCAUAGAUUUGAGCCAGGAAGGACCUAUUAUUUUGUUUGUAAGUGUGUUACCUUUUUACUGCUUCUUGUAACUGUCCAGUUUGUAGUUUUUCUGCAAAGGGCUUUUGUUAGUAAUGAUCUCGAGAUGUGGUCCUAUCAGAAUUAAGGAAUCACGUGUACUCCUGGUAACUUUGCAUGGUCAAUUUAUUGGUUGAUAUGUGUAUUAAUAGAUAGUUGAUCAUCAUUAUUGCAUAAUAAUGUUGAAUGGGAUUUAACAUUACAUUAGUUAACAACUAGGAGCCAAUCUGGUCAGUAGCAUUUUGCUAGCACACUGUUAGCAUAUUACUAUCCUUCUGUUAGUAUUUGCACUGUGUUUGUGUGCAUUCUGUAGCAUUUGCAGCAACCAGGUGGUUGUUGGUAGCCUGGGGCAGUCCUUGUCCAGCAGUUCUCCUCAUCAGUGCAUGUGAUGUUCUCCCAUGUGCUUGCAUUCUGUUGGCUGUGCUAUUAUAAUAGUGUGGCAUUGUCAUCCUUGAGGAUAGCUUCUCGAUGUUCCUUAAUCCCUCCCAUUCCCGAAUGAUUUUUUUUGCUUAAGGAUUUUUAUCUGGCUAUAUAUUUAUCCACUCAUUUAUUUAUUUGUUUUUUUUUUUCUUCCACUAAGCUUUCAGGCUCUAGUUUGAUGGGUGCUUGUCAGGGGCUUAGGGUGGGGUUUUCAUGGCUGAGUUGUGGGUUGGGCACGCCAACCUAUUAGACUGCCUUUAGACUGCAUGAUCCAUCUUUUCUACCCUUGCCUGGACAUGCAAUCGCACUGCAUGAUAUUAAUCUCAGGCUCAAACUUUUUAUGUCAUGUGUUAUGCUUGUGGAGCUUUCAAGUCUCAUGCGUUGAGCAUGAGACUUGUGCAAAUAAAUACACUCUGACAAUGAGGCCAUUAUUUCUCACUCAUUUAAGGUUUCAGAUUUC